CAAUGGUGAUCCUCAUGGUCAAGCGCGGGUUUAUGAAUUUCUUUGAAACAUGGAAGUUGGUUGUGACGACAGUGAGCACUAGAGUGAGGUUAUAAAUGUUAAAGACCUUCAAGAAGUAUUAGAGAGUAGAGAGGCUAUGCCUGUAAUAACUCCUUACACUUACUGCGUCUCGAAGUUAUUUCGUAAAGAGGCAGGUAUUCGAAUUAUAAGUAAUUUUUUGCAUUCUUCAUCACCGACGUUAAUAGCUCGGAAUGGAUUGGAAAGAACAGUAGUCAGAAGUCGAGCUCGUACGUGUUUUCAUUACCUUCUUUAUUCGUCACAAAGUAUUGAAACGUUGAACGUGGUUGAAAAUGAAAAUAUUGUCCAAGUGCCUGAAGUACCUCAGGAUAUUUUAACGAAAGUUAAAUACAAUUGCAUUUUGUUCGAAAAGACGAUGAAAAUGGGAUGGUUUCAGAGAAAACGCUUUUUGGCACUGGAAGCGAGGAAAGAGCGGGAGAGAAAAAAAAAUGCACCAGAUAUCCCUUUUUCUCUUAAAUAUUUGGAUGAAAAUAUUGAUGUAAAAACAAACCCUAACCAGAAAAAUAGUGAGGGAGACAGUGUUGUACUGCCGUUUCAUCAAGAAACAUCUGCUGCCUUCAAGAGUAAUGAUUCUGAUGAAUUUUACUCUGACAGACCAAUUGACAUCCAAUUGGAAUUUUCUAAAGGGAUCACAAAAACUAAGGAUUGGUUAAAUGAUUAUGAAUUUUACAGAAAUACUAAUCAGUCAGUGAACGUGGCACCUUGGCAAUUAAACUAUGGCACUCCAGACAGAUCUAUACCUAUUAGUUCAGUGCCAUGUGGAGGUUGUGGUGCAUACUUGCAGUGUCAGGAUACUGGUAUCCCAGGCUAUCUUCCAAGUGAAUUUAUCAAACACUGUACAAAAGCGGAGCUUCGAGCUAUCAAAUGUCAGCGUUGCCACUUCCUUCAGCAAUACAACAUGGCCCUCAAUUUAAAUGUGUCACCUGAUGACUAUCCACGCCUUUUAUCACACUUAAAAAAUGAGCAUGCACUUGCUGUAUUAUUGGUUGAUCUCGUGGACUUUCCUUGCAGUCUUUGGCCAGGGAUACUUGAAAUUGUAGGAACAAAACGACCAGUAAUUGUCGUGGGUAACAAAGUUGAUCUUCUCCCAAGUGAUUGCUCACAAUUUUUGUCAUAUGCCAAGGAAUGGUUAUGGAAGGCUGUGCAGAGAACAGAAUUAGCAAGUGCUAAUGUUAAAGAUGUGAUGCUUGUAAGUGCACAAACUGGUUUUGGAGUAGAAGAGCUCAUCACAAAAAUGCAUAUGAUAUGGGGAUAUGAGGGCGAUGUGUAUUUACUUGGCUGCACGAACGUGGGGAAAUCCACUCUCUUCAAUGCACUACUACAAUCAGACUAUUGUAAAGUGCAAGCUGUGGAUAUCAUGCAGCGGGCAACCACUUCUCCUUGGCCAGGAACAACACUCAACUUGUUGAAGUUCCCCAUUUUGAGAGCUGAUGGUUGGCGAUUGUACCAGCGAGUAGAUCGUCUGCAGGCUUUACAACGUAAGCAACAAGCAGAACGUGAAUUACUUCGCCAGCAAUUGAAGAAGAAACACAACCCUCGUGCAGCCACCCUCAUUGGUCACAUUGGUUGCACAUUUGAGGAUAUGACCAAUAUUUCUUCUGGAAAAGAUCCAUUUUCAUUGAGAAUCACGGAAUCUGGUCAUGUGAAGUUACCAGGUUUGGAUCCAAAUCACAAGGAUUUUGUUAAGGGCAAGUGGUGUUAUGACACUCCAGGGACGAUACAUCCCGAUCAGAUUAUUGAUAUUUUAACUGCCCAAGAGCUAAUUCAUUUGCAGGCCAGCGAGAUGAUUCUACCUCGAACCUUUAGCCUUUUAUCUGGGGAUUCCAUACUGAUUGCUGGACUAGGACGGUUAGAUUUUGAAGGUGGUGCAGAGAAAGCUAAAUUUACAGUGUUUGCAGCGAGCACUCUCCCUGUUACUGUUUGUCGCACAGCCGAUGUUGAUCUGGUUUAUGAAUCUUUGGCUGCUUCUAAUUUGCUGGUAGUACCCAGUUUCCAACCAGAACGUCUCAGCCAAUGGCCAGGUCUUACCUCAUAUCCACAGCCUUUUGAAGUGACUGGAAUUGGUAGAGAAAGUGCAGCUGAUGUUGUUCUCUCUUCAGCAGGUUGGAUUGCAGUGACACCUGAAAAAGGAUUUACUUGUGUGUUGAGAGCGUGGACACCCUUUGCGCGAGGCAUUCACUUCCGUCAACCCGCUCUAUUACGUUUCUCUGUUUGCCUGCGUGGAAGAAAAGUUGGGAAAACUCCAGCAUUCUUAAUAGGUGAAGCUGUUAGAGUGUAGGAAACCAAACUCUUAUAAAGAAGAAAGUGGAUGAAAAAUGGCCCAAUAAAUGACCCUUUGUUUUGAUCCAGUAAAAUCUAAGCAAUAAUGAAUGUCUGUGACAGAAAAUACAGAUUGUAAAAUGUAUGGGUCUGUGGAGAGGUAAUGUAUCAGCCAAGAGAUGUAUGCUCACUCUGUGUCAACAAAUAUGUAGUUCCACUCUACAGAUUAGGAACAAAUGCAGAUAAUAUGACUGUUUUUAUAUGUGAACAUUAAAAGUGAAGAACAAUUAUUUUUACUUUCUGCUCGUUAUGUAAUUUUAGUUCUAAACCUGUUUAGUCUCUUACUUAAUGUUUAUGUUCUGUAUUAUUAUGUAUAUUAUCAUGAAAAUACAGUUCUUUUGUUUGUUGUUUAAAAAA
Molecule: messenger RNA, 2754 nt
Organism: Gryllus bimaculatus (two-spotted cricket)
Lineage: Eukaryota; Metazoa; Arthropoda; Insecta; Orthoptera; Gryllidae
Source: the annotation of a GenBank genome assembly